UUAGACACCUGCAGCUUGAGACACCUGCUGGAACAUCUGACUGAGACUGUGACACCUACACCAUGGACAGUUCUGUCAUCAGGGCUAGACACCUGCAGCUUGAGACACCUGCUGGAACAUCUGACUGAGACUGUGACACCUACACCAUGGACAGUUCUGUCAUCAGAGUUAGACACCUGCAGCUUGAGACACCUGCUGGAACAUCUGACUGAGACUGUGACACCUACACCAUGGACAGUUCUGUCAUCAGGGUUAGACACCUGCAGCUUGAGACACCUGCUGGAACAUCUGACUGAGACUGUGACACCUACACCAUGGACAGUUCUGUCAUCAGGGUUAGACACCUGCAGCUUGAGACACCUGCUGGAACAUCUGACUGAGACUGUGACACCUACACCAUGGACAGUUCUGUCAUCAGGGUUAGACACCUGCAACUUGAGACACCUGCUGGAACAUCUGACUGAGACUGUGACACCUACACCAUGGACAGUUCUGUCAUCAGAGUUAGACACCUGGAACUUGAGACACCUGCUGGAACAUCUGACUGAGACUGACACACCUACACCAUGGACAGUUCUGUCAUCAGAGUUAGACACCUGCAGCUUGAGACACCUGCUGGAACAUCUGACUGAGACUGUGACACCUACACCAUGGACAGUUCUGUCAUCAGGGUUAGACACCUGCAACUUGAGACACCUGACUGAGACUAUGACACCUACACCAUAG
Haliotis rubra (blacklip abalone) is the source of this 726-nucleotide messenger RNA. RefSeq names its product gastrula zinc finger protein XlCGF57.1-like. The transcript has a single exon. The annotation marks the transcript as partial. The record is from RefSeq and is a predicted model, not a curated record. Lineage: Eukaryota; Metazoa; Mollusca; Gastropoda; Lepetellida; Haliotidae.